Messenger RNA from Schizophyllum commune H4-8, 1459 nucleotides. RefSeq names its product S-adenosyl-L-methionine-dependent methyltransferase. Gene Ontology annotation, cellular component: nucleus. Lineage: Eukaryota; Fungi; Basidiomycota; Agaricomycetes; Agaricales; Schizophyllaceae. The record is from RefSeq and is a predicted model, not a curated record. Gene Ontology annotation, molecular function: protein-arginine N-methyltransferase activity. The transcript has 10 exons. The coding region runs from base 80 to 1105 and encodes 341 amino acids. Gene Ontology annotation, biological process: peptidyl-arginine methylation.
CGCGUCCGGUUUGGCAGAUCGUGGAUCGGCCGCUCACGCUCCUUGUUCCUGCCGCCCAUCCCCCAUCACAUUUGCCAGCAUGUCGAACGACCCGUCGAGCUCGAAGAUGGACGAGGAUGUCAAUCCACAGGAUAUGACCUCGAAGGACUACUACGCGGACUCGUAUGCCCACUUUGGCAUCCACGAGGAGAUGCUCAAGGACAGCGUCCGCACGGGCUCGUACCGGUCUGCAAUCAUGAACAACGGUCACCUCUUCAAGGGCAAGACCGUGCUCGAUGUUGGCUGCGGGACUGGUAUCCUCUCCAUGUUCGCCGCCAAGGCGGGCGCGUCGCACGUCGUUGGUAUCGACAUGUCGAACAUCAUCGACCAGGCGCAGAAAAUCAUCGAGGCGAACGGGUUCAAAGAUACCAUCACGCUCGUCAAGGGCAAGCUCGAGGAGGCUGAGUUGCCGAUCAAGCAGUUCGACAUCAUCAUCUCGGAGUGGAUGGGCUACUUCCUCCUUUACGAGUCCAUGCUGGACACGGUGCUCGUUGCGCGCGAUCAGUACUUGAAGCCUGGAGGGCUCAUCUUCCCCGACAAUGCUACCAUGUAUAUCGCGGCGAUCGAAGACCAGGACUACAAGGAUGAGAAGAUCAACUUCUGGGACAACGUCUACGGCUUCGACUACUCCUGCAUCAAGGACAUUGCGCUCCGCGAACCCCUCGUUGACACUGUCGACCUGAAGGCCGUCGUCACCGACCCUUGCGUGUUGAAGCACAUUGACCUGCUCACUGUCAAAAAGGAGGACCUCGCGUUCACCGCACCCUUCGAGUUGACUGCGACGAGGACAGACUACGCCCAUGCAUUCCUCGCCUGGUUCGACAUCGUCUUCCAAUGUACACACAAGAAGGUCAACUUCUCCACGGGCCCGCAUGCGCAGUACACGCACUGGAAGCAAACCGUCUUUUACACCCCGCAAACGAUCACGCUCACCGAAGGCGACAAGAUCAAGGGCGAGCUGACUUGCUCACCAAACGCGCGCAACAACCGCGAUCUUGACAUCAAGAUAAAGUACAGCACGACGGGCGAGCCGAAUGAAGUGACCAUGGAAUAUAAGAUGUCAUGACGAAACCACACCCUCCAUCCCUCUGUCCUCCGCCUCCCCCCUCGCCUUACCUGUAUCACUCACGCCCUCUGGCAGGUACUAAUAUCCGAACGCUGCUCUGUUGUAAAACCCACAUCGUCGUGUAAACCCAGAUUGUACCGAGGGUGCGAUGGCGCAGGCUUGUGUGCUUCGCCAUCCAUGUACAUCGCCGGCACCUACAUACGUACAUCGCCGCCACCUGUGUGCCCUCGCCCCCACAUUGUAGCCUUUCUAGGCAUAGAUCAUUUCUCCCGCAUCUACGUACGCAUAUCUCUUGAUCUUAUACUGUAACCCUGUAUUCAGACGUGUCGUCAAAGUGUUGUCAGUGAGGCCGAC